AUGAGUAAUUAUAUUAAUCAAAAAAUCGUCCCAAGUGUUAUCAAAUUUAGCAAUACCAAAAUUAUCAAGGCAUUAAAAGACGGGAUGAUGUUUGUCCUACCGUUUUUAAUUGUUGGUUCCCUUUUUAUGUUACUGGCAAACAUUCCAAUUCCUGCAGUUGCAAAUGCGAUUACUGCAAGUGGUUGGGCUGCGAUCUUUAAUCAGAUUUAUCAAUCGUCGUUUUCCUUAAUGGCAAUUUUUGCGACCGUUGGAAUCGCGUAUACCUAUAUCAAAAAUGAGCAGAUCGAUUCUCCUUUUUCCGGCAGUUUGGCUGCAUUGAGUGCAUUUAUUAUGGUACUGCCACCUGAUAUUAAGCCUAAAGCUGGUCAGAUUAUUCCAAAUGUGAUUUCUAAGACCUGGACUGCUGGUCAAGGGAUGAUUUGCGCAAUUAUUAUUGGGCUCUUAGCAGGUUAUAUUUAUAGUUUUUGUGUCAAAAAAAAUUGGCGAAUUAAAUUACCGGCAGGAGUACCGCCUGCCGUUGCAAGUUCCUUUAUGGCAUUAAUUCCGACCGUUGCAGUUUUGAUCGUGGCAGGUGCGAUUUGUGCCUGUUUCACUUUUUUGGCAAAAACAAGUUUUGCAGAAUUAAUUUACUCGGCAAUUCAAGUUCCAUUGCAGGGAGUAACGGAUUCUCUUGGCGGAGUCGUCAUUAUGACAAUUGUAAUGUCUCUUCUUUGGUGGUGCGGAGUGCACGGCGGUGCCAUUUGUGGUGCAAUCCUGACGCCUAUUCUUCAGUCAAAUAUGUCUGCAAAUCAGGCAAUUUUAGCGACAGGAAAGAAAUUAACCAUUGCUAAUGGUGGCCAUAUUUUUUACGCAGCAAUUUUGGGAUAA
Molecule: messenger RNA, 867 nt
Organism: Apis florea (little honeybee)
Lineage: Eukaryota; Metazoa; Arthropoda; Insecta; Hymenoptera; Apidae
Product: PTS system oligo-beta-mannoside-specific EIIC component-like
Source: RefSeq, a predicted model, not a curated record